GCUGGGUGUUCUUAAAGCAUUAUGCUGCUCGUCCAAUCAUAAUUGUGGUUACAUUGAUGUCCUGACACAGAUAGAUGUUAGCGACUUAUCGUUCCAUGACAAUCUGGCCGUGUUCACUUCCAUAUUGAUUGCUAGACAUUGUUUCUCUCUACAAGAUUUUAUAGGAUAUGUGGCUUUACCAUCUCUAGUCAAUCCUGCAUUUGCUGGAGGGGACCAGGAUGCUGAGCCGGGCGCCAGACUAACGUGUCACUUAUUACUACGUCUCUUUAAAGUGUCUCACGCCAGCAACAAUCCUUACCCAGGUGGUAAUAAGAGAGGGACAUAUGUUAAAGCAUCGUCGGACCGACAUUUGCUAGCGGCUGUUCAUAAUAACAUAGAUGUGGGGGCCGUCCUGGCAGUCUUAAAAGCCAUGUUAGCUUUAGCUGACUCGUGUAGGGAUGAGGUGAAAACAAAGACGUCGAGUAAGAAGGACAGUAAAGGAGGAGAUGAUAUCAUAAGUACGAUAUUGAGUAGUUUAGAUGUUGAUAUCAGCAUGGAUAUGAUGCUUGGUACAUCGGGGAGCAUGGAGAAUGCCGGACUAAGUGAAUUCUCGAAACAUUCUUUACGAGAGAUGUGUAGUCAGGACUGGGUGCGAGAGAAAUUCUUACGAGAUCCCGAGGGUCUGUUUAACUCAGAGAUGUUGCUAGAUACAAUGCUUAGUUCGGAACAGACUCAGCAGUUGGUAAGAAUGAUAUGUUACCCGUCUAGUGCCGCCAGCAAGAUGGACGAUGACGAAAUAGACAACAAGGAGACUAUUAGUAGAAUAUUAGAAACUCUCGACCCUUGGACACUCAGAGUAUCUCUUCUCGAACUGAAUCUCAUGUUUAAACAAGCCAAAAACAAUGCAGAGACGAACAAUAUACUGGACAAUAUAUCACAAGGAACAAUUUAUUUGUUUCAUCAACAAACAGAACAUCACAGUCGCACAACCAAUAACUCCCAGGCGGCUGCCUUGUUAGAGACCAUGCCUGUACAGUCACCAAAGAAUGAUUCGACGGAGAAAGAUAACAGCGUAUGGCUGGUGGCGCCACUCAUCUCUAAAUUACCCAGUGGCGUUCAGGGGAGAGUACUCCGACAAGCUGGUCAGGUGCUAGAGAACAGCAACACGUUCCUCGCACCGAAAAGUAAACUUGACAAGGAGAGAAAAAAUAAAUCUUUGUUGAGUCAUCAGCCAUUCCUGUCUUUGAUAUUAACAUGUUUAAAGGGCCAGGAUGAACAGCGGGAAGGUCUGCUCAAUUCUUUACUCAACCAACUCGAGAAAUUCAUCACCAGUUUCAGAGAGAUGCUGGAAAAGUACCCGGACGAAGCUAAAAUUAGAAACAAUAUUCACGAGACGUUACAACUACGGUUAUCUCUGGUAGGCGGGAUGUUCGAUACCAUACAGCGUAACACGGGUCUGACUACAGACUGGGCGUUACUUUUGUUACAGUUAAUAAGUAGUGGAGUGGUAGACCUUCAUUCUAACUAUGAAUUAUUUGCGACUGUGUUAGACAUGUUGAAUUGUUUAAUGCUGGGAACAUUGGUACCUGACCCAAGUGAGAAAUCUGAUGACAACAGGAAAACUCAUAGUAACCUUGUGAAAAAGUUAAGGAAAGAUCUAGGAGAUAAGAUAUUUGAGGCUACAGACCAGGUUAGACAGUUACUUCCCUUGCCUAAACGUUAUUAUGAAGUUGUCACUGUGGAGCCUCAUGGAACUUUGGUGGAUACUAAAGGCAACAAGAUUACCGGCUUUGAUUCCAUUAAACGUAAACAGGGUUUACAGGUGGGUAAAAUAGAGAUGGUGAGUCCAUGGGAUGUGAUUGAGAGCACAAAGAAUCCACCUCCAUUGUCGUGGACAUUUUUUGGAGCGGUGAAAAUUGAGAAGAAACCUUUGAAAUAUGAGGAACAGCACAGAUUAUUGUUGUAUCAUUCCCACUGUCUACAGAAACCCGCCAACUAUUACCUUGACCCACCAGCUCUACCCCCUGAGGAGUUAGAACCUCCCCCAGAGAAAGUUCAACAGGAAGAGAAACAGAGCAGGGAACCAGUGAAGACGGCAACAUCUGUUGAUUCUAAUCGACCAAACCGAACAAGAAAGAGACGAGGGUCUCGAGUCACAAACUCUUCAUCAUCAUACACACCUCCCUCGAUGCCUCAACGGUACAAUCCUGGUUACUCAGAUCCAAUUUACCCCCAACAAGCCCCAGCCUCUAACUGGUAUGGAGGACCCCCACAAACCCAGCAACAGCCUGCUUAUAUGCCCCAACAAGCAAUGCAGCCAGCUCCGGGACCAAGAUUUGGAGCUUCAUUCCCUUCAUCAAAACAGGCAAUUCAAACGAUGCUGCGAUCACGACAGCCGGGCACCAGCGGUUAUAUGCCGCAGCAGUCGAUGCAUACAAAUAUGCAGCUUCUCCAAAAACAGCGACAGCAGCAGAUGGUUCGGCACCGUUUACAGCAACAGUACUCGCAAAAUAGAAUGGCAGACAACCCCGGUCACUAUGGUAACAGUGUUCCCGGUGCUGCUCCAAGCUCGGCAAUGAUGUCCAUGUCUCAAGGUCCUAUCAACCAAUCAACAUACCAGUCUAACUAUGGCACCAUGCCGUCUCAACCACCAAUGGAACCCAUGUCUACCGGUAUGAUGUCACAGAAUUUCAACCAAUCGUAUCAGAGUACCCAGAAUCCCUCGAUGAUGUCAUCAUUACCUCAGCAGACUAAUUAUAUCACACCACAAAGCCAGCCUACUCAAGUGCCAUACUCUGGCACAUCAAGAAUCCCCAUGCAGUCAGGUGGAAUGAACCCACCGUCCACAAUGAGCGGUAUGGGUACCUACAACCAGAUGGGCCAGUCCCCGACCGUCGGUCCCGCGGGUGGGGCAGGCGCCUACAUGCAGCGUAUGCCAACACCACAGCAGCAACAGCAGCAACAACAACGCAUGCAGCAAUACAGACAACAACAGAUGUUACAGAUGCAGCAGCAAAAACAACAGAUGCAGCAAUCCAAUCAGCAACAACAGACUGCAGCUAUACUAGCCCAACUACAAAGACAAGUACCCGCCCAGCAACAGCCACAAAUGACCCCUAGUUUUAACCAGUAUCCACCACAGAACUUUUGAGCCAAAAUUAAUUAUCAGUAUUGACUUUCUAGUUGUUUUCUAGUCCUAAAUUAGGUUGAAACAAUAAGAAGGACAAUGCUCAAGGUAUUGUAGGCUAGGUUGUAUGAAACAAUAAGGACAAUGCUAGAGGAAAGGCUGGUAUUGUAGGCAUACUAUGUAUGUUGAG
Messenger RNA from Ruditapes philippinarum (Manila clam), 3296 nucleotides. RefSeq names its product mediator of RNA polymerase II transcription subunit 12-like protein. NCBI's taxonomy places the organism in Eukaryota, Metazoa, Mollusca, Bivalvia, Venerida, Veneridae. Gene Ontology annotation, biological process: regulation of transcription by RNA polymerase II. Gene Ontology annotation, cellular component: mediator complex. The record is from RefSeq and is a predicted model, not a curated record. Gene Ontology annotation, molecular function: transcription coactivator activity.